Penicillium taxi is the source of this 963-nucleotide messenger RNA. RefSeq lists its product as uncharacterized. The coding region runs from base 1 to 963 and encodes 320 amino acids. Lineage: Eukaryota; Fungi; Ascomycota; Eurotiomycetes; Eurotiales; Aspergillaceae. The transcript has 2 exons. The record is from RefSeq and is a predicted model, not a curated record.
AUGGCUCAACAUUUAAUGUACCCAACCCCGGGAAAUUCCACUAUCCUUCAUCGCCCAAGGGCACCCUCAGUACCUCGAGUGUAUAGCAAUCGCCAGCUCAUGCUAGGCACAUUAGAUUUUGAACAAUCUCGCCAACUCUACCAUGGAAUGCCAGCCCCUAUGGAUAGCCAAGGUCAUAUGAUGAAUCAGCCCAUGGGACGGCUGUCCUAUCCUCCCGCUUGCCAGUCUUUACCUUCGGUCCCCGUAUACCAAGAUUGGAACCACCCGGUUCCUGAAUCACUACGCCAUGAUCCUGGAUCGUAUAAUGCCCCGGAUAGCCCAGAGUACAUGGUAGAAAGGAACAGCCGCCGAGCUGCCGAUCACUCCAGAGGAAUUUCGCAAUAUAUCUCCCAGAGGCGCUCCGCAGCCCGGGGGGAUGAAUUUGAUGGCCCACAUCAAAUCCUGAAUCUACCUUCCCCUCGAGGUCUUCCAGUGCGAGAGGAUGAGCUGCCCCAGCUCCCUACUAAUUUAGAUGCCACAGAGCAAGACAGAAUCUUGCAUCAAGUCAAUGACCGCCUGUCUCAAUGCGCGUAUGACUUCUUCGCCAAAUAUCAGUUUCCUAUUCCACUGGAGCAAGACAAAAGGCCUGUCUCGCUUCCCUCAGAUCGUGAAUGGAAUGAAUGGGUUCAUCUUCUGAAGAGACUUGCCACCCGGCGCCGUAUCCCUCGGCACACUUUGCACAAUGGCCAGAUCAAGCAAUUGAUCACUGUGCUGGAAAACUCCCUGGAGAUGCGUCACGCUGCUAAGCACAGUUCCCGACCAGUCAAGGAUGAUCGUAACGUGCUUCAGCUCAUCUCUGCAGGAACCCAGGUUGCCAAGAUCCUCAAAGAUUCAAGCGCCAUGCAGUUCUUUGACCGUCUCUAUUUGGACACGGAGAAAAUGAUUAAUGACCGCCGCCGUCGAGUUAGAUUUGCAACGCCCUAG